AUGGGUUAUACAGUGGCAAUUGUAGGCGGUUCCGGUGCCGUUGGCAAGGAAAUAAUCCCCUGUUUGGAAAAUCGUGGUAUCCUGCCGGUCAGUCGACUUAGAAUCUUCGGGUCCUCGCGUAGCGCGGGAAGAAAAAUUCAAACCAAGUUCGGAGAAAUCGAGUUCGAAAUCUUCUCUAUUGAAGCUGCCAGGGCAUGCGAUGUAGUGUUCUUGGCUGUCUCUGGUGAUUUCUCAAAGGAGAAUGCAGAAAAAAUUUGCUCAGGGGAAGAUGGUGCUAUUGUGAUUGACAACUCAUCCGCCUUUCGAUACCAGCCAGAAAUUCCUCUCGUUGUCCCCGAGAUAAACGGUGAAGAAACUAAGAAGGGAAAGCUUAUUGCAAACCCAAAUUGUACAACUGCCAUUGGUUUGAUGGCAAUAUACCCACUCUUGCAGCAUUAUGGGGUCAAGCGCAUCAUCAUGAGCACGUAUCAAGCAGCCAGUGGCGCGGGACAGCCUGGAAUGGAUGAGUUGUUGGAAGGCACCAAGAAAUAUCUUGAGGGGGGAGGUGGGCAGAAGUUGGAGCACGAAGUUUUUGCACACCCAUUGCCAUUCAACGUCAUUCCUCAUAUAGACAAGUUUCAAGAAAAUGGAUACACUAAGGAAGAGAUGAAAGUUACAUGGGAGUGCCGGAAAAUCUGCGGUCUCUCUGACGAAAUACCUAUAAGUUGCACUGCAGUAAGAAUCCCAACCCUUCGUGCCCAUUCCGAAAGCAUCGUAAUGGAGACCGAAAAAGCAGUCAAUGUCAAAGAAGCCAGAUCCAUUCUAGAAAAAGCCGAUGGUGUCGAAGUUGUCGACGAGCCUGAAAAGUCGCUUUAUCCCAUGCCAUUGACUGCAACAGGGAAAUAUGACGUAGAAGUUGGGCGCAUCCGCAAGUCGAUUGCCUUUGGGGACAAUGGCUUGGAGUUUUUUGUUUCUGGAGAUCAACUUCUUAGAGGUGCAGCCUUGAAUGCCGUCUUGAUUGCCGAAGAAAUGCACAAAAACGGAAGUUUAUCUACAGACUCUUCAAAUGUCUAA
Molecule: messenger RNA, 1053 nt
Organism: Cylindrotheca closterium
Lineage: Eukaryota; Bacillariophyta; Bacillariophyceae; Bacillariales; Bacillariaceae
Source: the annotation of a GenBank genome assembly